AUGCGCAAGCCGUCACUUGCCCAGGCUGUGUAUAACGCAACGUUCCCUCACUCGCGCCCGGGCGAUCCAGGGACCUUUGCCGCUCACAUCACCCGCCAUCUUGUCCCUGAGGUUCGCAUCGAGACCAGCGUCUUUUACGGUCCUCCUGACUGCAUCGAAUCCCAGUACCCCGGACUCGACUAUUCUUAUGGCCCUCAUCGCCUACGACUGGGACGCUUCACUUGGCAUCGACGGCUAUUCAGGGUGUUCGACGCGCUCAAGCUGACCGAGCACGAGAUCUCGGAGCUGUGUUGCUGGGAGGGUACCAAGUCGGCUCGUCGGCGCUACGAAAUAGAGGAAGGAAUCACAGUGCGGGAUACGACCGGCCAGGACGUUCAGCCUGCGGCACCAACCCCCCCACCCACUAUCCAGACACACACAGGGGUAGAACUCCAGCCAGAGGACGAUCAAGAUCUGAACAUGGAUGCCCGGAGCGAUGACACUGUUCGUGCGAGCGAGUCUCGUAGCUCCAGUAUCGCUUCCGACUACCGCCAGCAUGAGUUCGAAGACGAAUUCAGUGACGAAGAGGUCGAGAGCUGUGGCGUGGAACUGAACAACCGCCUGCGCGCUGCAAUGGUCGCACGCGACCAGGGCGAUGAUGUGCCGCUUGACGAGGACUGGGAACAGUGGUUCAAGGAGGCUGGCGAGCGAGAUGGAGGCUACACCGAGGUUAUGCACGCCAUUCGUUCAAAUCAACCACUGAACAUCUUCCCUGAACCUCCAACCGCGAACCUUCGACAUGGCGACCGAGGCGUACGAGGCCUUUCAGCCACCACACUAGCUGCAGAAGAAUGGCUGCUCGCAAACCCUAGCCCACGCCUUACCUCCAGACCCGUUCUUCCAUGA
Molecule: messenger RNA, 885 nt
Organism: Penicillium maclennaniae
Lineage: Eukaryota; Fungi; Ascomycota; Eurotiomycetes; Eurotiales; Aspergillaceae
Exons: 1
Coding region: 1-885 (294 amino acids)
Source: RefSeq, a predicted model, not a curated record